Messenger RNA from Sorghum bicolor (sorghum), 2003 nucleotides. RefSeq names its product zinc finger protein 346. NCBI's taxonomy places the organism in Eukaryota, Viridiplantae, Streptophyta, Magnoliopsida, Poales, Poaceae. Bases 140 to 1882 code for a protein of 580 amino acids. Gene Ontology annotation, molecular function: zinc ion binding; nucleic acid binding. The transcript has 3 exons. The record is from RefSeq and is a predicted model, not a curated record.
AUUUCCUUGUGCCCACGGGCAGCCCACCAUUUGCUUUCCUCCAAAGCUUUCCUUCCCCUCAGCGCUCCCCCGCCCCGCCGUCCUCGCCGGAAAAGUAAAACCGUACCGACGUGCCGUUUCCACGCGCCGCUUCCUGUCGAUGGAAUUCGCUCGCCGAGGCCGCGGCGACGACGACGUAGACGACGGCCACCGCUUCAUGCACCUUCCGCCGCCUCACGUGGACCCAAUGCUGGUGAUUAGAGAGGCACUGCUGUCACAGCUUCAGAAGGAUCGUCUUCGCCAGGAGAUCAUACAGGCAGAGUUGGCUAAGAUAGAGCAUGCCAUGGUUCUGCGCAACGGUUCACGUCAUGGUAUUGCCGCUGAUGAUGUGGAAUGGACUAAGCCAGUUCCCUUCACCUUCAGGGAGCAGUCCAUGCCACCUUGGCGAUGGUCAGUCAGUCAAGAAUGUUAUGCCGAUGUCGAUGAGAUCCAUGAUCCAAAGCAAAUGGAGGGAAGGGACAGAAAUGUAGCAUUGAAGUCUGAGAAGCCUGCCAUGGAAGAGCAUAUCGUCGAAUGCUUGAGACCUUGUUGUUGUAAUGGUAAGGCAGGUCAGGAGAAUUCAAAACUUGAAGAGCAGAAAUCACAAGAAUCCAGUGAGACCGUACAGCCCAAGAUGACUUCUCCUUCAGUGAAAUGGGAACUGACAGGAAUAACAAUACCAGUUAAGAAACGACACCAGAAAUUGGGUUGUGAAAUCUGCCAUGUGCAAGUAACUAGUGAGCACAGCUUACAAGUACAUUGUGCAGGACGGAAGCACCGAUCAAAAGAAGCAAGUUAUCGGAAGGCACAAUUAACAGAAGAAUCCUCUUCCAGGACAGGGCAGAAAACAUCCUCAAUAAAAUGGAGCUGCAGUACAUGCCAGGUCAAUGGUACAAGCGAAUCAGACCUGAAGGAGCAUCUGAAUGGAAGAACACAUCAACAAAACAUUGAAGCGCAACUCAUGGAGGGUGAUGGCAUGGCUAAGAAUAAUGAGCUGCAGGAACCAGAGUGCCACAAGAGCAAUGUACCACAGCACUUAGAGAAGCCACCUUCAAUGUCGAGUUCUGCCAUUUGCCUAGCAAAUGCUGCUCAUGAAUUGGAGUUAGGAGGGCACCUUUUAGCUAAGCUUCAAGCUCUACUGGACGAAAUCCGUAACAUGUCAAAGAAUUCUGAAUCACGAGAAGAGACAGUGCUUCCGAACAUUGCACCGCAAAAUGCAGAGCAGACUUCGGGGUCAAAUUGUAGCAUAUUUCAAGCUGAUUCUGAUUGCCAAUUAGACUUGGAGCACCAAAUUGGAAGCAAGAUACACCAACUGAAUGUCCAGGACCUACAUGAAGAAGCCAAGGAAACAGGAGAUUUUCCACCAGAAAUUGCCAAGAACCAGCAACCACCCUUUGAAUGGGAUUGUGUUAUCUGUCAGGCAAAAUGUUACUCUGCAUCUCAAUUUGCUCAUCACUGCAGAGGCAAGAAACACCAAAAGAAGAUGGAUGCUCUACAAGGAGAAGGUGUGAAUGGGAAAUCAAGCAAUCUGACGACGGAGAACAGAUUAGCUUCAAAUGGUUCUGAUAGCUAUAGUUCAAGUUCAGAGAAGGUGGAGGAACAGACAGCAUUGUGGUCGUGCGGGAUUUGCAAUUUGCAGUGCAGCAGCGAGAGUAUGCUUGCAGGCCAUUGUGAGGAGGACGAACACUUGGAGAAACAGAAGUUGCUGGAUUUUUGCGCGGUCUGCAAUUUGCAGUGCAACAGCCAAAAGAUGCUUGCUCACCAUCUUUCUGGGAAUAAGCACCGGAAAAGGCUCAAUGCGAAUAAACGAAAUGCAGUUGUGGCUCUUGUCUACCAAAAUAGCAAUGGUGAAAUUGUACAGUAAAACACGGACCGUACUUAUGAAGUUUAUAUGCUAUGCCACUGUUAACAAUUCAUUUUGUUGACCGACUGUAAUUGUCAUCCGUUGGCUAAUUCAAAAUACAUAGUACUAUAUACUAGCACUA